UGAGCAUUUACUCUCUUGGCCUAAACGCUUUAAAUAUUAACGCUGAUCUUCUUCUACAAAACCCACCAAUUUGUGCCUUCUUCUUCUCUAUUGCCCAAAGCAACCAAAUAAAAGUAGAUCUAAUUUGUUUAUUAGUUUCAGUGAUCGAUCUUCUUCAUUAUAAACAUGGAGGUGACCAUUUUUUCAAGAGAAAUUAUCAAACCUUCUAGCUCAAAUCUCCACCUUCUAAAACCCCACAAACUCUCUCUUUUCGACCAACUCACUCCCAUAACUUACCCGGAAGUUCUUCUCUUCUACCCCAUUACCGAUCCCAAUAACUUCAAUCUCUCAGAAACUUUGAUAAACUUUAAGAAAUCCUUAUCAGAAACCCUAACUCUAUUCUACCCAUUUUCAGGAAGGACCAAAAGCAACCUCUACAUCGCCGAUUUCGACGCCGGAGUUCCUUACUUGGAAGCCAGAGUAAACUGCCGAAUGUCUGAGUAUUUGGAGCUAAAAAAGGAAACGGAAUCUCUCAACAAGUUCGUCCCUUUUCAUCCCUUUUGCAAGGAGAAAGAUGAAGUCACAAAUCCUCAGAUUUCCAUUCAAGUGAACGUCUUUUCUUGCGGUGGAAUAGCGCUCGGAACUUCCGUGUGCCACAAGAAAUCCGACGGAGCAACUCUCAGCCAUUUUCUCAGCACUUGGGCCGCCAUUUUCGCCGACUCUCGCAACAAAAUAAUACCUCCGGAUCACUCCAAACCCGCGACGUUAUUCCCGCCAUUGAAGUACCUUCCUCAGAAUGCUCUCUCUCUCAUGGACCAGUUAUGGUUCAAGAAGAGCAACUACGUCACGAGGAGAUUCUCCUUCGACGCGAAAGCAAUCGACACCUUAGUAGCGCUGGCGAGGAGCGACAAGGUCCCGUCCCCGUCGCGGAACGAGGCCGUCUCGUGCUUCAUAUGGAAGCACGCGAUGUCGGCCUCGUGGGCGAUCUCGGGCUCGCCGAGGACCUCCAUCGCGGCCCAUGCGGUUAAUAUGAGGCCGCGGAUGAAGUCCCGGUCGCUCGAGAAUUGCACCGGAAACCUCUUCUGGUGGGCCGCGGUCGCCACCAACCCGGCCGCGGAGACCGAGACCGGGCUGCGGGAGCUCGUGUCCUUGACAAAGGAGAUAAUGAAUGAGUUUGACGAAGAGUACUUGGAGACGAUGGUUGGCGAAGACGGGUUUGAGCCGGUUUCGGAGUUUGUAAACCAGCUCGAAGCCAUGCUCUCUUUGGAAUCGGAGAAGCCGGACAUUUUCGCCUUCACGAAUUGGAAGUGUUUCUUUAAUGAGAUUGAUUUCGGUUGGGGAAAGCCGGUUUGGGUUAGCGCCCAUGGGAAAGUCGGGGCUGAGUUUAGGAAUCUUAUUGUGUUGGUCGACAAGCAAGGAAGUAAAGAGAUUGAAGCGUUUUUGACCUUGGAAGAACAGCAAAUGGCGGUUUUGGAAAGUGAUUCCAAGUUCUUGGCUUUUGCUUCUCCCGUAAUAAAUAAUUCGAGAUUGUGAUGGUUUAUCCGUACGUGCAUGCACUUUUUGAUAUUACCGGUAUUCUAUAAAAUAUUAUUCCUGCAUUGUAUACUGUUGAAGAUAGUGAUGUCAUCUGAAAGAGAAUUAAG
Molecule: messenger RNA, 1622 nt
Organism: Morus notabilis
Lineage: Eukaryota; Viridiplantae; Streptophyta; Magnoliopsida; Rosales; Moraceae
Product: vinorine synthase
Exons: 1
Coding region: 166-1512 (448 amino acids)
Source: RefSeq, a predicted model, not a curated record